Molecule: messenger RNA, 3564 nt
Organism: Tetranychus urticae (two-spotted spider mite)
Lineage: Eukaryota; Metazoa; Arthropoda; Arachnida; Trombidiformes; Tetranychidae
Source: RefSeq, a predicted model, not a curated record
AAGCAAAUUACUGUUAGUCUAUACUCGAUUUCCCAUUGAAACAGUUUUUUCCCUGACAAUUUUCAGUGAGGAUAAACGGUCAAACUUUGGACAGUUGACAAACACAUCUAGAAAAGUCGAAACAGUUUACGAAGUGUUAAUCAAAGUCAUCAAGUUAACCUAGAAACAGGAUAAAAAAGGUAAUUGUUAUUCAGUAAAGUCAAUUAAUAUCAAUGCUGUGAUUAUAUGUUUAACUUGACCAACCUUAGACAACAUUAAAACCUAAACUGAACCAAGAACCACGAAGGUUAAUCUUUGCACUCAAGUGAUCUUCAAAUUGAUACAAUUAAUUGUUACCAUCAACAUAACCAUUAAGUGGUGUUAAAAAAACAUUUGAAAACCCAAAACGGAUAAGUUUACCAGCGGAAACAGUAACCUGAAAAGGCGAACCUUUCCAAUCCAAAAUGGCCAAUUAGAUUGAAUUAAUCGAUUUGGAAUGUUUCGAGCUUCUGAUUCUGUAUGGUUUACAAGUUCGUUUAUCUGGUUUCCCUUUUCUUGGAUUGUUCAGUUGGAGGAAGGAGAAAGCUGUAUGGUUUUCAUGAUAAUUUAAUGGUGGAUAAAAUUGCUCUAAUCAACUCUUCCAUUUUAGUGAUUAAUCUGUUGUAAUUGAGAUUGAUCCAGUUUCUGUGUGAAGUAACGUUGUGCCAACAGGGAAAAUCAGAUGCGAUUGGACAAAGUUUCAAGUUUACUUUCAAGUUGCCAAGUUGACAGAUAAAGAUUAUCACUUGGAUCCAUCUGAAUAGGAAAUGGGUGAACUUGGAGGAGGAAAAGUUGGAGAAACAAAAAGAUUCUAAUGAUGACGAUUAUCAUUUUAUCGGCAACAAUAGAAGCAGCAAUAAACUAAUUUGUGUUUCCACAAAAAAUCAACAAGGAAAUGAGCACUUGAAAUGUGUGUUGUGUGUUCAGAGUUUCCAAAGAAUUGGGGAAAAAGUUCAAUUAUCUGCUAAUAAUACUAAUGCUUGAAGAGAGAGUAAAGGCCAAAAUUGGGAAAAGAAAAGUUGAAACGUUGAACGUUUUUACUCAUAUUCAGUUGGAACCAUUUACUCUCUGAAUCUUGUUGUCUUCCCAUUAAAUGAUUACAACAGGUUGAAACAACUCUACUUAUCAAUUAUCGAUACAAUAUUUACAUGCAACACUUUUCCCUGACAUUGUUUUCCAUUCACUUUUACCACUCAAAAUCCAAAGGCUGGGAGUGAAAAUGUUAUCUUGAAACACAGCAAGAUUGUGAUAAGUGUUCAAAUGGUGAAUCAUGAACCAUCCAUGGAAUGAAAAAGAUUUUCGUGUUUCUGUGAACAAUUGGAUUAAAAAUUUCUACUCUUGUGCCAUCAUUGUGAACAGUCGAAAGUGAAUUUUAAAAGUCAAGUUCUCAUCGUUUGCCAUUGUUGGUCCAAAGCUCAACCUAUUUUUUGCCCUUCUUUUCGCUUCUCUUUCAUCAUGAGUUCGACUUCAAGUCAACCUUCAAGCACACCUUUGCCCGUCACGGUGUCGACCUUUUCAUCAAAUGGCGACACUGAAAUGGAAACUUUGCUAGGGUUGAUUAAAAAUCUUUCCCUGCUCGACUUUUCGAUGGUCAAUUUGUCCAAUAGUGGGCUGAUUAGUUUAAAAAAUUAUACUCUUUUCAACAACAUAACUCUUUCAUUGGACAUUGAAAAGCCGUUUGCAAGGCGAACCGAACUGGACGAUGAUUACCUUGAACAUCGCCCGGCACUCCAAGUAUUCUUUUAUUGCCUCUAUGCGCUAAUCUUUCUCGUCGGAAUUUGUGGCAACACACUUGUUUGUUAUGUAGUCUUUCGUAACAAGCAAAUGCACACCGUGACAAACCUUUUCAUCACCAACCUGGCUUUAUCGGACAUCUUGUUGUGCAUCUUUUCCGUGCCCAUAACGCCCUUGUAUCUCAUUUUUUACAAGGAAUGGGUCUUCGGUAGGAUAUUGUGUCACCUUGUUCCCUAUGCUCAAGGAGUUUCCGUGUACAUUUCAGCAUUCACCUUAAUGUCCAUAGCAAUUGAUCGAUUUUUUGUCAUCAUUUAUCCCUUUAAACCGCGAAUGCGAAUCAACGUUUGCCUAACCAUAAUCACCUUUGUCUGGAUCUCGGCCGCUCUCUUGACCCUUCCAUACGGACUUUUUGUUAAAAUGGCUUCUGAUCAAGAUGAACGCUGGUUGUGCGACGAGUUUUGGCCCGUUGAAGAGUCACGUAAAGCUUUUGGCUUUUCAACCAGCGUGUUACAGUUUGUUAUACCUUUUACCAUAAUAACCUUUUGUUAUAUUCGAGUUUGCGGUAAACUUCGAGAUCGAGCUCGAUCCAAGCCGGGAGAAAAGUCGGUUAAAAAGGAUGAAAUUGAAAGGGAACGAACCAAGCGAACUAAUCGCAUGUUGAUAGCCAUGGUGGCCAUAUUUGGAAUCUCGUGGUUACCCUUGAAUAUACACAAUUUGGUCACUGAUUUUUAUAUUCCAGCCUCAGAGUGGCGAUACUUUAAGCCUUUCUUUUUCCUUGUCCAUGCCGUGGCCAUGUCGUCCACCUGUUACAAUCCCUUUUUAUAUGCGUGGUUGAAUGAAAAUUUUAGAAAAGAGUUUAAACAAGUUCUUCCCUGUUAUACCAAUUCAGGGCCACCCUUUUCCUAUCGUCGAGGUACUUCGGUUGCCGGUGCCGGCCUUUUACCAGCCAAUGGGCAAGAAGGUGAAGGUGCCUGUAAAACGAAUGAAACCAUGUUAAUCGGUAAUAAUCGAGAUUCAGCCAAAUCAGACAAAACUUGUAACGGCCAUGAGCUUAUCCAUCGUACCUGUGAUUCACAAAAAUCCUGCCUCACCGCUGGUCAAGAUGAGAAUGAGCAAGACAAUGAUGAUGAUGAAAAGCGACCAAUAACAACAGCAACCAUGGAAACUAAACUGGGUAAAGAGAUAGUUUCAAUGCCAACCUCGUUACCGUUGAGUCCAACAAAUACAAUGUCUAGUUUAACGACAACGCCAACCACCAAAACUGUGGAAGGUUCACUUUUCUCGGACCAGCUCAAUACCAAGGAAGAGUUUAAUCGCGAGUCAAUCGAGUUGACUGAGCAACAACAGUGUUCAAACAAAAAAGUAAACCCAAGCUGUUCACUGUUGGGCACACGAGCGGUAACCUCAUUGACUUACAAUUCAGACUCUGAUACCGUUCGAUCAGCUCUCGGUGAUUCAGUUGCUUCUCAAGUUGUGUAGCUGUGUGAACCAAGUGUCGACUCAAUCUCAAGCUAUCGUCAAGUGAUACUCGGCCAACGAGGUGAAAAGUGAAACGCGGCUAGCGUCAAUGAUAGUAUUUUACGCCAACUAACGUUAUAUUUACUCGCAACUCGAGUUUAUUUGUUUUGUUUUCGCUUCUCGUUCUCGAAUCUGUUGAUAAUCGCAGAUAUUCACAAAUGUUCAACAUUUAUUUCCAUUUUGUGACAAGAAUAAAAAUUGUUCAUCUGUUGUACAGUUAUUGAUACAUAAACGCAAUUAAUAUUAUUGUUAAUACCGACAAAACCAAUAAAUGUCUAUAGCUUAUUAUUGAAA